Messenger RNA from Lobosporangium transversale, 594 nucleotides. RefSeq lists its product as hypothetical. The transcript has 3 exons. Lineage: Eukaryota; Fungi; Mortierellomycota; Mortierellomycetes; Mortierellales; Mortierellaceae. The coding region runs from base 1 to 594 and encodes 197 amino acids. The record is from RefSeq and is a predicted model, not a curated record.
AUGUCCAACGGACUCCAUUUGCAGCCUGCAGGACGCUGUAGGUUGGAUGGCGGGUUGGGCCCUGCGACGGGCGUGUCGGUAGACUGCUCUAGGGUUUAUGGCCCGGGGGGCACGCAACCAGACCACCUCCACGUGGUGCGCCCUGGGUUGUCUGCUUCGCGGCAGGCAGGCGAAGAGUCUGAGUCCAAGUCUUUGUCGCAAGGCCAGCAUGCUGUGCUUGUCUGGGGAUCUCCUUUUUCUGCCCACUUUCUUAGACCUGCAGAACUGUGUAUCGAGCUCGUUGUCUUGUCUCGUUUGUCUUGUCUUGGCAAGUGCGCCACCAAAUUGAAACAUGUGCAUUCAAACCAUCAAAGCAACAGCCUCUUGCAGAAUGAUCAAACUCUAUUUCGACCAUUCCAUCACAACAACAUGCAUAACAAGAACUGGAGCAGCUAUAAAUACUCGUCUCAAAUAGGACUCAUAUUUAACCAGGUCAUCUCAUAUGUGUUCUACAGCUCAAAACCUGAGCUAAACGCAGGGGCCGAUUAUUCAAGGAUUUAUAACACUACGCUACUUAAAUUCAUCCAUAAUAGUUUUAUCUCUUUCAAUAUUUAA